Populus nigra (black poplar) is the source of this 2781-nucleotide messenger RNA. RefSeq names its product protein NSP-INTERACTING KINASE 3-like. Gene Ontology annotation, biological process: protein phosphorylation. Gene Ontology annotation, molecular function: ATP binding; protein binding; protein kinase activity. NCBI's taxonomy places the organism in Eukaryota, Viridiplantae, Streptophyta, Magnoliopsida, Malpighiales, Salicaceae. The record is from RefSeq and is a predicted model, not a curated record. The coding region runs from base 714 to 2588 and encodes 624 amino acids. The transcript has 11 exons.
GUUGUUCUUUUCAUAAGACAAAUCGAUUACAGGUUUUUUUUACAUCUGUAUCUGUGUCCAAUUUGGCAUUUAGCUUUGGCCUUUGCUUUUUUGGCCGCAUCUCUCUCUCUCUCUCUGACAGUCACUGUAAUUUAUGGGAGUAACAUUGAUUUUUUUUUCUGUUUAAAAAUAAUUGUUGCAUAGAUUGCUUGCUUGCUUGCUUGUGAAGUUGUUCUGUGUUAAAACGAAGAAGAAGAUAAUGCUAGUGAAAUUACAUAGUAGUCAACUGAACAGGGCAAGGCUAGAAGAAACCAAAAAUAUAGCAACAUGGAAUUUGUGGGGAUCAACCAAAACUUAAAACCCGCAUUCUCAGAUCUCUAGGAUCUCAGAAUUUCAGGCUUCACUAUUAUCUUUGCUUGUUUCUCGAGAAAAUUCUUUUCUGAGCUGGGUGUCAUGUAAGUAAGGAAGUGAUUUUGGUUUCAUCUGGGAGUUAGUUCAAAGUGAGAGUUGCUAAAAGGGACCAUCUUUUUGCUGGAAAUACUGGGCUUUUGCUUUAUUAUUUUGUGUUUCUGAUUCUUAAAACAGAAGGUGUUUUCUUUUUCUUUUAUUUGGAUAACAGAACAAGUCCAUUUUAGCAGAAUAUGGCUUUUGGGGUUGGUGGAGAAGCUGGUUUUGAUAAGAAAAGAGUAGUUGGAGUUUUGCACAGUGAAUGAAGUGAGGGUAAGAAAGUAUCCAUGGAAAGUAGGAGGAGUUUCAGGUUGUGCAGAGUGGUAUUUCUGGUUUUGGCAUUAAUGGAGAUUUCUACUGCUACACUUUCUCCUGCUGGUAUAAACUAUGAAGUGGUAGCUUUGGUGGCCAUAAAAACUGCUUUACGCGACCCAUAUAAUGUUCUGGAUAAUUGGGAUAUCAAUUCUGUUGAUCCUUGUAGCUGGAGGAUGGUUACUUGCUCCCCAGAUGGAUAUGUUUCUGCUUUGGGACUCCCCAGUCAAAGCUUGUCUGGGACUUUAUCUCCGUCCAUCGGCAACCUCACUAACCUGCAAUCAGUGUUGCUGCAGAAUAAUGCCAUUUCAGGUCCUAUACCUGCUGCAAUUGGCAAGCUGGAGAAGCUUCUUACACUUGAUCUCUCGAACAAUACAUUUAGUGGAGAAAUGCCCACCUCUUUGGGGAACCUCAAGAACCUGAAUUACCUGCGAUUAAAUAACAACAGCCUUACUGGACCCUGCCCCGAGUCUCUGUCCAAGCUCAAUGGCCUCACACUUGUGGAUCUUUCAUUUAACAAUCUGAGCGGUUCCUUACCAAAAAUAUCAGCAAGAACUUUCAAAGUAACGGGUAACCCUUUGAUUUGUGGACCUAAGGCCAGUGACAACUGUUCUGCUGUCUUUCCAGAGCCUCUUUCUCUCUCGCCUAAUGGUCAAUCAGACUCUAGAACAAACAGUCAUCGUGUGGCUAUUGCUUUUGGGGCAAGCUUUGGUGCUGCUUUUUCCAUCAUAAUAAUUAUUGGUUUACUUGUUUGGUGGCGAUGCAGACACAACCAGCAAAUUUUUUUUGACGUCAAUGAGCAAUAUGACCCAGAGGUGUGCUUGGGCCAUUUGAGAAGGUAUACAUUUAAGGAGCUUCGCUCUGCUACUGAUCAUUUCAGUUCAAAGAAUAUUCUUGGGAGAGGUGGAUUUGGUAUCGUGUACAAGGGAUGCUUGAAUGAUGGAACUCUGGUUGCUGUCAAAAGGCUAAAAGACUAUAACAUUGCUGGCGGUGAAAUCCAAUUCCAGACAGAAGUAGAAACAAUAAGUUUGGCUAUUCAUCGAAAUCUUCUGAGGCUCUCUGGGUUCUGCACGACUGAGAAUGAAAGGCUUCUCGUUUACCCCUACAUGCCGAAUGGGAGUGUAGCAUCUCAAUUAAGAGAUCAUAUUCAUGGCCGAGCAGCAUUGGACUGGGCAAGAAGAAAGAGGAUAGCUCUGGGUACAGCUAGAGGGCUCCUAUACUUGCAUGAGCAAUGCGACCCCAAAAUUAUUCACCGCGAUGUCAAAGCAGCCAACAUUUUGUUGGACGAGGACUUUGAGGCAGUAGUUGGAGAUUUUGGGCUGGCAAAGCUUUUGGAUCACAGAGAUUCCCAUGUGACCACAGCUGUUCGUGGCACCGUUGGUCAUAUUGCUCCGGAGUAUUUAUCAACAGGUCAGUCAUCAGAAAAGACUGAUGUGUUUGGGUUUGGGAUCUUGCUUCUUGAGCUAGUCACAGGUCAGAAGGCAUUAGAUUUUGGAAGGGCAGCGAACCAGAAAGGUGUCAUGCUUGAUUGGGUGAAGAAGCUCCAUCAUGAUAGAAAGCUAAAUCUCAUGGUGGAUAAGGAUCUGAGAGGCAAUUUUGACAGAAUUGAAUUAGAAGAAAUGGUCCAGGUUGCUCUUUUAUGCACGCAAUUUAAUCCUUCUCACCGUCCAAAGAUGUCUGAAGUACUAAAGAUGUUAGAAGGUGAUGGUUUAGCUGAGAAAUGGGAAGCCUCACAAAGGGUCGAGACCCCAAGGUUUAGAUCAUGUGAAAACCCUCCUCAAAGAUAUUCAGAUUAUAUAGAAGAAUCUUCACUGGUGGUAGAAGCCAUGGAGCUUUCUGGUCCUCGGUGACAAUGAUUUCACACUCACUUCUACACCUCCUUGCCUGAUCAAACAUUAGUUGCAAAACUUUGAUGAUGAAAAUUAUGUCAUUGUUAAUAGUGGUUGAAUGCAUGUAUUCAUCUGUAAAAAGCAAAAAGAAAGCCAUGUAUAAACAAACAUCUCGGUUCUUUGUUGGAAAGCCAGUUUGAGUUGAUUGCUCCCA